CCGAGCUCUCGCUCCCGCCGACGCUGUGGCCCUAGCCGAGGAGAGCGCAACAUACUUCACACUUUGAUUUCUGAUUUUCGCGUGGUGCGAUUCCACCCCGUAUCAGCCCCAAGAGCAUGGUGUCCAAGUUGGCCUUUGGUUUGGCCUGCGUUUCAUUCGCAUCGGCCCUCAGUGGCCAGCAGGUCCAAGAAGCGGAGCGGUCCGUGGCAGGCGCCAGGAGUACCGCUUGCGAUUGCCUAGAAUUUGCGGGGGUCUACUACGACAACCUGGCCGCCUGCGGCCGCGCCCACGAGCUGUACUUUGCCACGAAGUACGGUGCCUCCGCUGCCUAUGCUCCCACCGAGCCCAUUGCAGGCUUGCCGCACCAGGUCUGCAACAACUUCUUCAAGAACUUCAAGAACAACUCCUGCGUCAACGUUGACCUGUACGCCUACCCUUCUGGCAACAACGAUGCCAACAGCGGCAAGCAGUGGUGCUACGUGUCCAACGAGUGCCUCAGCUUGAACGGUGGCACCUUUGCAACCAACACGCUCGGCUUCGCGAUUGGAGGGUGGCACAACCUCCAGAGCACGGGCAACCUGUCCGUGAAGUUCUGCGAUAGCAGCACGGACAGCAUUUUGAAGGACAAGACGAUGGAUGAGUUGAUGGCGAUCGGCAGCGAGAGCGACGUCAGCAUGGCUAUGCUCCUGCGGCUUGCAUACCCGGCCGUGCAAGUCACUUGGGGCGAGGCCAAGCUCUUGAUGGAGGCUAUCAACGAGAACUACGACACUGCGCUCACCCUCACCGACAACGUCAAUGCGGUUGCGGUUCCGCCCAACACUUGGGGCACCAGGCUCACGGAGGUGGACACGACCAUCAGGGGCAUAGUCACGUCCGAGCAGGGCACGAUCCUCGAGGGGCCCGGGCAGCGAGACGAGUUUCACGUGAUCUUGGGCCGCGAGGUGUGGGAGGUGUCCAGGCUCGCCGACCCCUACGGCAACAUGGCCUACCUUGCCGGCAAGUUCUACAUGGAGUUCGAGGUGACCUGUGUCCUGGGCUGCUCCCCGUCCACACGGGAGGCCCCCCUCGACCUGCUGACGCAGUGAGCGCGCGCGCGCGCCGCACAGAGUUCACAUAGAGAGGCGUCCGGCUCGCCGCAGGUCGAAGACUGGGUAGUCGAAGGCCAGACUGUCAGAUUGGAUUGGGCCCCACGGGCCAAUCUGGCCUGGCCAAACUGGAUGAUUUGGGUUAUUCGCCAGAAAUCUGCGCAGAGCGCCAAAAGUUUCUUUGUAUGCCGUGCUAUCCUCUUCUGCCAGAGGCGCCCGGCUCGCCGCAGGGCCGCGCAGGCAAUGCCCGGGUGCAGCUUGACGCCGCCCUCUGGCACGCUCCCUCGCCGGGGGCCUUCUGACGUGGCCCUGUGGGCCGCCAGCACUCCCGAAGGAAAAGCUGCUGCACAGGCGCACAC
This is a messenger RNA of Prorocentrum cordatum, 1444 nucleotides long. Lineage: Eukaryota; Dinophyceae; Prorocentrales; Prorocentraceae. The record is from the annotation of a GenBank genome assembly.